This is a messenger RNA of Durio zibethinus, 2694 nucleotides long. The record is from RefSeq and is a predicted model, not a curated record. NCBI's taxonomy places the organism in Eukaryota, Viridiplantae, Streptophyta, Magnoliopsida, Malvales, Malvaceae.
AUGGGUCGACAUUACAUCCCUCUAACCAUCCCCUUUGGUUUAAAAGAGCUUUGGAACGAAUGGAGCAUCCGAGGGGCUAUUUUGUUCAGUCCCUGGUUGCAAAUCGUGCUGAUUUUUAUGGCCCCAAUCAGAAAAUCCACAAGGGCAACAUGGGUAAUUUCCCUCAUCUGGUAUGCUUACUUGUUGGCGGACGCGACUGCCAAUUUUGCUCUUGGUCUCAUUUCCAACAGCCAACAGCGUAACCGAUCCAACAAUCCUGAGUCUAAGCCCAAGGAGAGCAGUGAUCUGUUGGCAUUUUGGGCACCCUUUCUCAUACUGCACCUUGGCGGUCCUGAUACCAUUACUGCUUUUUCUCUCGAAGAUAAUCAACUGUGGAAAAGGCACUUGCUUCUCCUUAGUUAUCAAGUAGCAACAGUUUUUUAUGUCUUCUCCCAGUCAUUUCCCAACGAAAAUUUAUGGAUCCCCACAGUACUCAUGUUUAUCGCUGGAAUCAUCAAGUACGUCGAGCGGACAGUAGCUUUGCGUCUUGCAAGCUUGGACAUAUUUCGGGAUUCCAUGCUCAAACAACCGGAUCCUGGUGCCAACUAUGCCAGGCUUAUGAACGAAUACGCUUCCAGGAGAGAAGCCGAACCUUCAACUCGAUUAACUCCGAAGCGACGGCCUGAUGCAGAAUCAAAGACUUCUGAUGUUCCAACCGUGGGAGGCCAUUUGAAUAAUCUCGACGUGGUGCAUUAUGCUUUUAAGCACUUCCAAGUAUUUAAGGGACUCAUUGUCGAUCUCAUCUUCAGCAAUCGAGAACUUUAUGAGAGUCGUAAAUUCUUCAAUUGGAGGACAGCUGAAGACGCUCUGAGGAUAAUUGAGGUUGAACUCAAUAUGAUCUAUGAUGCUCUCUAUACCAAGGUGGAAGUCGUGAAUUCUAUUGCAGGCUAUAUUUCCCGAUUCAUAGCUUUUGGGUUGGUUUUUGCUUCUUCGGGACUCUUCUAUUUCCAAGCAAAGAAAGAUGAAUACCACGGAGUUGAUAUCAGAAUCACCUAUACCUUGCUCCUUGGUGCCAUUGCCCUGGAUGUAAUAUCCUUCCUCAUGCUCAUUUCCUCAGAUCGGAUAUUUGCUUCCAUUGGUCCACAUUCUUCAUGGGCUGCUCUCCUCUGCAAUUACCUUGCUCUCAAGAAGCCCCGGUGGCACCCUUGUAAAUGUAAGAUAAAGAAUUCUGGCAGUGAAAGGAAUAAUGUCAAGCAUCAUGUUUUGGCUAAUCCCCUUGUGUGUAGAAGGUGGUCUGGAUCCGUCCCAGGACACAACCUAAUAAGGUAUUGCCUAAAAAGCAGUUCGACUACAAUCCAUGAAUUCCCCGGUUUGUGCGAAUUUUUGGGCUGUGUUGCCAAUGGCAAUUCCUUUAAGGGAAAUGUUUUAUUGUGCUGUUAUAUGAGGAAAGCAAUUAGUUUUAUAAGGACUAUUAGAGAAAAUGUGAAUAAAUUUUUCAGCUACGUGAUCAGAAAAAUCACUAUGCCCAUUGACGUCAUGUUCAGAAAGUUCAGAAAAAACACUAUGCCUAUUGAGGAUUCUGUGGAUAAGAGAAUGAGCAAAGCAAGUAGUUUUAUAAGGUCUAUUCAAGAAACUCCUGUGUUCCGAAAAUUCCCUAUGCCCAUUAAGGAUUUUGUGGAUAAGUUGACGUAUGUGUCCAGUGAGCCAUUCACUAGGGAGCUAUGGGAAUUUAUCUUUGGCGAGCAAAGAGCUAAAUCCGAGUUUGCAGAUACUCCUGAAAUUGCCCAAUGGGUAUCCUCGGCCAGAGGUGAUUGGGUUUUGGCAGAUCAUAGCAAGUUGUUGAAAUAUGUGACUGAUGUUCAAUAUGAAGAGAGCCUUCUCUUGUGGCACAUUGCCACCGAUCUCUGCUACAACACCGACGACGAGAAAGUGACGGACAGUUCAUAUCGUGAAUUCAGUAAGAUUCUCUCGGAUUACAUGCUGUAUCUUCUAGUUUUUCAACCAACCAUGAUGUCUGCUGCUGCCGGUAUUGGAAAAAAAAGAUUUCGAGACACUUGUGCUGAGGCUGAAAGAUUCUUUCAGAGUCGGAGUUUAGGACCAAAUGAAGACAAGAAAGCCUGUGAAGCAAUUCUUUCAGUGAAUACGGAUUAUGAACCUGUGACUGUGAAGGGAAACAUAAGUAAAUCUGUGUUGUUCGAUGCAAGCAUGUUAGCCAAAGAGCUAAACAGAAUGGAAACCGAAGAUGGUGAGGAGAAAUGGAAGUUAUUGAGCAAAGUCUGGGUGGAAUUAGUUUCAUAUGCGGCAAAUCAUUGCAGAGCAAGUACACUUGCAAAAGAGGUAAGCAAUAGUGGAGAGUUUAUUAACUUUGUUUGGUUGUUGAUGGCUCACUUUGGUAUUGGGGCACAGUUCCAAACCAGCGAAGGACAUGCAGGAGAGAGAUAUUAUGGGAAAGACGAUAUGCAUCACACUUUUUAUGAUUUACUACUUGGAAGUUUGGAAGUUAGAAUAAGAAUAAUUUCUGAUUUUGGUAGAAGAAUAAGAUUCACAUUCCACGUGUGUAAGCUCCCAAGUCUCAAAAGUGAGCCAUGCACUUCCAUUGGAAAAGUGCUAAAAGAAUGGCUUGACUUUGUUUGUAAACUCUAUUUUUAUAUAAAUAAUUGGCUCUUUCACUUUGUUGUGCUUAACAAGAGCGAAGUGAGACGGAAAAGAGUGUAG